AUGGCGUGUGCGGCGACUGUUGUUAUGCCGGAGUGGGUGACCGCACACUACGACGUUCUUCGUGAGCUUGGGCGAGGCGCGUACGGUGGAGUGUUCGAGCUGCGGGAGAAGUCGAGGUGGAUCAAGAAGAAAAAGGUGGCGUGUAAGAUACUGGACGUUGAGAGGGAGAAAUCUCAAAGCCAUGAAGCGGCGAUAAUGAAGAAGCUUCAUAACCUUCACGGAGUGGUGUGCCUUAAAAAGGCGCACUGCGAUUCAACGUGUUCCUGCAUGGUUAUGGAAUUGUGCGAGUGCGACCUAGUCACGGCCAUGGCCACCGGCGUGAUCGAGUACGAUAAGAUCCAAAUAGCCCAACACUUUCGGCAUCUCGUCAAGACAAUCAAAGCAAUGCAUCACGCCGGAAUUGUUCACCGGGAUCUCAAGCCGGAGAACGUUUUGGUAACGAAGAAACGGGAGCUCAAGGUCGGCGAUUUUGGCACGGCUGUGGAGAUUGAAAAGGGAGGCAAGCUCCACGAGGUGACGGGCACCUGGAACUACAUGGCCCCAGAGAUGAUAUUCCAGGGAAGCUACGAUGAGAGGGUGGACGUGUACGCGUUGGGACUCAUCCUUUACUUCAUGCUGGAGCUAAAGGCUCCCGAAGAUCGGAAGAUAGAUUUCCAACAGUGCCCAGCCGCGGCGAUGGAUCUUAUCAACAAGAUGAUCGACAAUGAUCCGGCAAAGAGAAUAACACUGGACGAAGCCUUGAGGCACCCUUUCUUGCAACACCACCACAAGGGAUAUUAA
Selaginella moellendorffii is the source of this 780-nucleotide messenger RNA. RefSeq names its product serine/threonine-protein kinase PEPKR2-like. The record is from RefSeq and is a predicted model, not a curated record. NCBI's taxonomy places the organism in Eukaryota, Viridiplantae, Streptophyta, Lycopodiopsida, Selaginellales, Selaginellaceae. Gene Ontology annotation, cellular component: cytoplasm; nucleus. The transcript has a single exon. The coding region runs from base 1 to 780 and encodes 259 amino acids. Gene Ontology annotation, molecular function: protein serine/threonine kinase activity; ATP binding. Gene Ontology annotation, biological process: protein phosphorylation; mitotic DNA damage checkpoint signaling.